AUGAGCGAUGAAAUUUCAAAUGUUUUAUUAAAAAGAAAGAGAAAUGAUGAAGAGGUUAUUUCAAUUCAAGAUGCCUUAAAUGAUCAGCUAGAGGAAGAAAAAAAUUUAAUAGAAGAAGCAAAGAGACAAGAGGAAGAAGAUUGGGGUGACGAGAAUUGUUGUUCUUUUGAAAAAGGUUAUAUAAAUCAAUCUGUUUUUGCAUGUAGAACAUGUUCAACCGAUGAUAGAUUAUUUGGAUUCUGUUAUGGUUGCAGUAUGCACUGUCAUUUAUAUCAUGAUAUUUAUGAAUUGUUUCAUAAAAAAGAUUUUAGAUGUGAUUGCGGUACAUUGGUUCAGCAACCAAAAGAGGGUGAUCAAAAAAAAGAAUUCUUAUGUCAAUUAGCACCAAUUUCAAAAGAUGAAAAUGGGGAACAAAUUGUCAAAAAAGAAAUAUUAAAUUCAAAAAAUCAAUACAACCAUAAUUUUAAAGGAAAAUAUUGUUAUUGUGAUAGUGUUUAUGAUUAUAAGGAGGAUAUGAUUCAAUGUAUUCUAUGCAUGGAUUGGUUCCACGAACAAUGUUUAAAAUUGAAUUCAAAAGUUUCAGAUAUUCCAAGUGUCGAUGAAUUUUCAGAUUUAAUUUGCUCGGAUUGUGUUAAGAAAUUCAAUUUUUUACAAUAUUAUCCAUACAUUAGAGUUUAUAUAGUAAAUGACCAUAUAGUUAUUGAUGAUCCACCAAAAGCAGAUAUUGAAAAUAAAACAACAGUAACAACAACAACAACAACAACAACAAAAACAACAACAACAACAACAACCACAGCAACAGAAGCAACGACAACAUCAUCAGAAAAUAUUACAGGAUCAGGUUUGGAUUUAGUAACACCUCCACUCAAUAUAACUUCAGCCAAUACAACAUCAGAAUCAACUAUAAAUAAAUUAUCAGUAAAUUCAAAUAGGUGCAAGAAAUCAUUAAUUGGUCCAAAUAGUUUAUUUUCAGGUGAUUUGUUUUGUAAAGAAAAUUGGACAAGUGAUUUGUGUCAAUGUGGCGAUUGUAAAAUAUAUUAUAAAGAAAAUAAAUUAGAAUUUUUAUUUGAAGGUGAUUCAAAUACUAUAUCUCAUAGGGAGAGUUUAGAAUCUUCAGUUGAGGGUGAUAAGGAUAUUUUUAAUAAAACUCAAGAUACUUUCGAAAAAAUUGUUCCAUUGCAACAACAAAGAGCGUUAUUGGAGGGUUAUAGCAACAUGAAAGAAAAAUUAAAAGAUUUCUUUUCAAAAAAAGCAGAUACAAAUCAAGUUAUUACGAAACAAAGAUUUGAAUGUAAAUAA
This is a messenger RNA of Dictyostelium purpureum, 1299 nucleotides long. RefSeq lists its product as uncharacterized. Lineage: Eukaryota; Evosea; Eumycetozoa; Dictyosteliales; Dictyosteliaceae. The transcript is spliced from 3 exons. Bases 1 to 1299 code for a protein of 432 amino acids. The record is from RefSeq and is a predicted model, not a curated record. Gene Ontology annotation, cellular component: cytoplasm. Gene Ontology annotation, molecular function: ubiquitin protein ligase activity; zinc ion binding.